UACGUCGGCGUGGGACAGCGGAGGAACGGUCUGCUCAUGGCACUCAGCUUGCAGCUGGAGGAGAGCUGCAGAGAAGGGAAACAACUGAACAGCGGGGAAUGAGAUUAAUGCACAGGUAAUAAUUGGUCGACCACAGUUGGAUGCAUGAGUUAGGAAUUGAAUUGUCAGAACUUGUAGAUUAGAUUAUUGUAACUAGGUGGGAAUAGAUCUGCAGAGGAGGGAAAGCAAGACAAGAUGUGCUGCGUCUGUGGCGCCACUGGUGCGCUGUCUGGGGACAGAGUGAGCGACGGAGACGCGCUGACACCCCGCUUUUAGAUGGCUCCAACAUUUGGGGUGCAAAACAGGUGUCAGGGAAGUGUCGUCACGAACCCCGGAAGCCGGAGGAGGUGGGAACAUCAGAGGGAAAGAUGGCAGCGAAAUCCGAUGGUCGCGGGGUCGUCACCGGUUUCGCCCAGCUGCACAACUUGGACGAGGUGGUGGGGACGGGAGAGGACGACACUCGGAACGGCAGCUCAUUCCACAUCUGCCAUUGCUGCAACACCUCGUCGUGCUACUGGGGCUGCCGGAGCGCCUGCCUGCAUUACCUCCGGGGGAAGGGGAAGGGGAAGGGGAGAGAUGCGGCGCGGCCACCGCAGGAGGAGCGCCUCUGGCUGGACUGCCUGUGGAUCAUCCUGGCGCUGCUGGUCUUUUUCUGGGACGUGGGGACCGAUUUAUGGCUGGCCAUCGACUAUUACCACAAGCAGGACUUCCUGUGGUCAGGCCUGACCCUGUUCUUCGUGCUGGUGCCCUCGGUUCUGGUCCAGAUCCUGAGCUUCAGGUGGUUUGUGCAGGAUUACACUGGGGGCGGACUGGGCUCCGUGGAGGGGCUGAGUAGUCGAAGAGCAGCCAGUCUGCAAAGAGACAGGUGCUGCCGCCUCUCUGUCUGGGUCUGGCAGACCGUCAUACACAUCUUUCAGAUGGGACAAGUGUGGAGGUACAUCCGCACCAUGUACCUUGGUAUCCAAAGUCACCGGCAGAAGGAGAACCAGCGUCGUUUUUACUGGGCUAUGAUGUACGAGUAUGCCGAUGUCAACAUGCUGCGACUGCUAGAGACCUUCUUAGAAAGCGCCCCUCAGCUGGUGCUGCAGCUCUGCAUCAUGAUCCAGAGCAACAAGGCUGAGUGGCUGCAGUGUGUUUCUGCCAUGUCCUCCCUCCUGUCCCUGGCCUGGGUGCUAGCUUCUUACCACAAACUCCUGCGUGAUUCACGUGACGACAAGAAGAGCAUGAGCUACCGAGGUGCCCUGGUGCAUCUGUUUUGGCGCCUUUUUACCAUCUCCUCACGGGUGCUCUCCCUUGCCCUAUUUGCCUCCGUUUUCCACAUCUACUUUGGCAUUUUUGUGGUGCUCCACUGGUGUGCCAUGGCUUUCUGGGUCAUCCAUGGCGGCACCGACUUCUGCAUGUCCAAGUGGGAGGAGGUACUGUUCAAUAUGGUGGUGGGUGUGGUCUAUGUCUUCUGUUGGUUCAAUGUUCGUGAGGGCCGGACACGGUACAGAAUGGUGGCCUAUUACACAGUAGUACUGUUAGAGAAUGCCAUCCUCAGCUCCCUUUGGUAUGCUUAUCGCGACCCAGCCACCACUGACGCCUAUGCCUCUUUUGCCCUCUGUGGCGUCUUCCUGUGCUUUGCCUCAGGUGUGGCCUGUAUGGUUCUCUAUUACGGGGUUCUACACCCCAUGGGCCCCCGGCUGAGGGUGCUAGCCAGCUCUUGCUGUGCUGAGCUGCUGUGGGGCCUUCCAUUACCCCCAGAGGCUGAGCCCAUGGCACCCACUCCAGGCCCACGUGGCUCUCAGGCCACCCCCACACGGGGCCUGGCAGGGGAACAUGAGGAGUCAGAUGAAACAGCCACAGACACCUGCCUUCCGGUUUUCCAGGUGAGAUCCACAGAGCCUGUGGAUGCAGCUGGCAGGCCCAUCCGGCCUGAGGGUCCUCUCAUCAAGAUAGACAUGCCCAGAAAACGCUACCCAGCCUGGGAUGCACACUUUGUGGAUCGGCGCCUGCGCAGGACCAUAAAUGUGCUGCAGUACAUUAGCCCUAAUGCGGUGGGCAUCAGGUAUAGGGAUGGUCCGCUUCUUUAUGAACUCCUGCAGUACGAAUCCUCCCUCUGAACGCAUCACCCACAGCUCUGUCACCUCCUCUUACACACAACAAUGCACAUGUGUUUCCUUUUUUUUCAUUCUGCUCUUCCUCCUCUCCAGAUAUUAUCUCUUUCCAUCUGACUCAACUCUCUUCUCUUCUCUCCUCUAUGAUCGUUACAUUUUUCUGCAGGAAAUGUGUGUUUUGUCAACCGAAAAUCUGUCAAGACAGUCUAAACACACAGUCAUGAUUUAUUUUUGGAAAAAACAUACGGUGCAGAGAGAAAAUUAUGAACCUACAAUAUCUUAUAUGAUACAUACAGAAGUCUCAUAUGAAUCCCUCUACAUUGAUAGAGCAGGGUUCUGUAUGAGUGUGUAGAUAACAUAUGAAUGUUUCAUUAUGAAAUGUGUUUAAUGCAUUAUACUGUAUUGGUGAUUCAACCUGUGAAUACUUGUGAAGGGCAUAUUGUAUGUCCCUGUGACAUGGGACUGGUGCAAAGCCUGAUGGGAAUGAUGGAGGAGAGUCUCAGAGGGGGUAGGUCUUUGCACAUCCCUACAUUUACUGCCAUUCUUUAUGUAAAAUAUUGAAAUGUAUGAUAAUGUUUACCAAGUCCUUAGCCCGUAAAUUAAAAAGCACUGAAAUUUCUAUCAUCAUACUAUUACAGAAGGACACAAUCAAAGAUGUGUCAAGGAGAAGCAAUUCAAAACGGAUUUUCCCUCUGUAAGCUUACGUGGCUCAAGUGUAUCCUGGCUGUACUAUUUUUGUUCAAAAUCCUAAAUCGUAAUCGCAUCAUGUAUGGAAGAAAAAAGAAGCACACUGACCUUCAAUCAGUUCCACCCACAUAUUAAAUUUUUACGAUGCAGACUGCCCUCCAAUGGAGGCAAGCUGUAACAGCACGCCUUACUUGGUAAUUUCUGCCUGUAGUUGUGACAGCACAAAAUAUUAAGACAAGCACUAGAGUGAAAAAAACACAAUGGAAGGAAUGUAGAAUGGAGUUGAAAUGAGCACAACAUUUUCUAAAUUGGUGGGUAGAAAUCAUAGCAAAAAACAUUCCAAAGACAUUUUUUAAGAAUGUAGGUGUUUAGCGAAAGGUAGAAGGGUACAAAUGUGUGUUAACAUGCACGUUUUGUGCAAAGACAGCCUUCAAGGAGUCCUCCACCAUUCCCUUCUGAAUCCUGGAAAGUACUCCCUUAGCCAACCUUCCUAUUUUGUUUUCUUAUCAACAAAAAUGUUUUAGGUUGAUUAAUAUAUGCGUAUUGGGUGCAAAGACUUGUGAUAAGAAAAAAAUAUGACAAAUCUGAGAAGAUAUUUCUAUGCUAUUAUACUUCAGUGCGUAUUUGUGUCCACAUUUAUAGUCAUUGACAUAACUAUAUUUUGCCAGAACACACACUUUUUUACAUAACAAAAAAUGUUGUGCAGUGCAGUGUUGAAAGGUAUACUCCUCAACAUCAGUGUGCCCUCAAAGAGGUUAUACUCUUACAUGGGUGUACAGGGCAACUGUUCUGGCACCUGCUAGCGUAGUUGAAACAAAGCCAAAUCGCACCUUACAGUACUGUCUUUCCAACUUAUCUGCCCCCUUGAACCAGUAGAAUGAGCCCUCGCAAAAUGUGUGCCAUCUAUAGGCCUGCUGUCCAGCAAUUAUACACUGAAAUACAUCUCCCAGCUGAACAUGCGGGAGCUCUCCACUACAUAUAUAGACAGCUGUAUUCACUCAUGAUAAAAGGAAAAGAAAAUUUAAAAAAAACAUGCCUUCUAUGUCAAAGGAGCUUGACUAAAAUUUCCAGUGAGGGCUACUGAACAAUUUAUGAGAACAAUGAAUGCAUUUCAUACUCCAAUUUUAUCUAUUUACUCAAAUGAUUCAUCUGAAUAUAUAAUGUGUGUUUUUUUUACAUAGCAGAGUUUGGCAUGACUUUAGUAUGAGGCAUUAUUACAAAUGCACCCAACAAGCGAUGGCCAAGAGCCCUACACAAAACAGAGAUUCCUUUCUGCUGGCUUGCUGGCUUUCUGCUUAGCUGUGGGCACACGUGCCUGCUAACAUCGUACUGUAAAAGGCAGAUGCCAUGUAAGUCCAGGCCAAAGGUGGGAGGGGGUUUUUGCCAGGGUUGGAAAAGAACAUGAGGACAGAUGUGCUAAAGGGCCUGACUGGAGUAUGGUGGAUGAUUCCUUGUAUGCCUGUGUGAGAAAGAUGAGAUGUUUACCUCUCAGCAUGUACUGUACAACCUACAGUAUGCAUUAUAGGAUCUAAGUAUGCUCACAUGGUGGUGUGUACGCACGCUUGUGUGUGUGUCUCCUCAGCCCUUUCCCACAGUUCUGUUGUCUCACCAAAUGUUCGGCUCCACCCUUGGUUGCUGCUCCGCCCUCUUACCCCAUCUCUGCGGUGCUGGGCCUUGGUACCCUCCAGUGAAACACUCUCACACUCUCUGGUAACUGAACAAAGGGGUUGAGGCUGAACAACUGGAGAUCCUGACAUGAGAACAUGCAAUGAGGUACACUGCCAUAACCAAGAGCUUCAACAUCCAGGGUCUGCCACCCUUCAGCUUAAAAGCGAUGUUCAGCCCUGAGUAAUUGAGAACUGUUUGGUCAGCUAGGGUGGAGCAAACAUCCAACACACCAUAUGUAUAGAAAUACACGAGUAUGCAAACAACCAACUUGUUCAUUGUUUACCAUAGUAGCCAGAGUAGUUCCUCUCUGUUGUAGUGAAUGAACAGCCAUGUUAAUAGUUAGUCAAUGAAUGAAUAAUGAAUUAUAAGUAUUGUUAAACUUUAAAAAAAACACUAAGCAAAACAGCCAAUACAGGGGUUCCUCAGGACCAACAAACAAGACCACUUAACCAGCUGACUCAGGGGUGUCUCAAUGCAGUUCUCAUUCCCAGGCAUGUCCUCAAGGGUCUCCAUUUUUUCCUGAACAUAUUGCAUCCUAGACCACUCCUCGGCUGGGACUGUACCACAAAAUUACAGUUUGCAUAUUUUGUUUUCUUGGUAAUGAUUACUCAUUCGUAUUAUUGGGGGGGGGGGCAUUUUUUGUGGUAGUUGGCUGCCUGGCGUACGGUGCAUCCUUUCUAAACACAGCUGACCUUUUCCAGACGUGGACACGUGUGUCCAAAUCAGGUGCAAAUACACUGUGAUUCAAUCAUUUUUGUGUGUGUGUGGGAGACGACAGUAUUAUAUACCAUUAUAGACAAGAUUAUGUAAAACUGGGCUGCAUUUCCUCUAGUGGUACUUCAUGUCGGAAAAGGCAGAGUAUUUAUGCUUGCUUAACUGUGUCAUUAGGAUAGCAGAAAUGAAAGUUAAUUAAACUAAUUGGUUUUAACGUCUACAAAGAGUCUAUAUGUACAAAUCUGGAUUUUUUUAUGAAACAUGCAGUAUAUUUUAAGUAUUUCUACAGAACAAUCACCAUUUUUCCACUUUCUGUAUCUAGUGAAAAUGAUUAGCUAGAGGCUGGUUAGUUGGUGGGUUUUAGUUUUUAUAUAUUUUUCUUUAAAUUAUACACAAGUUUCAAGAGUUACAGUGUAGUAUUCAGGCUGCCACGCUUCAUACCAUAAACAAGGUCACAAAGAAAUCCCCAUACAGAGAAUUGUUUCUGUCAGGUUACCUGCCCAAUGCCACAUCCCUCAACAGCCACAACACACAGCAAGAGCGUAUGAACAGCAAGCUUGCUCUUCUCAGUCCUUGUUGUGCCUUGUUACUUUGGGUGCUUUAAUCCAGCCAUGGCAGCCAGGUCCGCAAACAACAAUGCCAAUGUCUUUCUUUACUUGUUUCAUGUGCCAGCACACUCACCAAGAUGAUGACAACACCAAACAAUAUUCUCCCUGUCUCCCCAAAGCCAGAUCAAGCUAAUUUCACUAUUCUGUCAGCUCACACCUCAGUCGGCAGUUCUACUUAGUCUUACAGUUUCAUCCAAGUUGUCAUCUACAGUGUUACAACUAAACUUCACAGUGUGACAGAACUAAGAUGUGGGUACUGUGUUAAACCCAGUUAUUGGUUCUGUCAAAGACAUAGGAGAAAAAGUAAGGCAAUACUGAACAUCUUCCAUACUUGAACGUAGGUUUCUUCAUCUUUAUAACGUUCGAGUAAGCUGAAUCACAUCAGCCCCAGUUGAUUCAACAAGCUUCAAUUAGCUGUUUGGACUGAGCUCAGAAGUGUUAGUUUUGGACUGUUUGAUGGGUAGUCUUAACAGAUGCCAGCCACGAUACCGAACGAUGUGGCCAAUGAUUGUUUUGUACUUUUGUCUAUGCCUUUACAUCUUCUUCUGUCUUGCAAUGAUGAAUGAUUUGUAGUGCCAAGACGUAAACUUUUCUGUGUGUUUGUCUCGUGUGAACAAUACAUCCUCUAGCCAAAACAAUAAUGCCUGCAGUUGGAAUAAAACAUGGAAGAUGUCAGUGUUGACAAAAUGCGCAAAAUAAAAAAACACUUAUGUUGCAUUUUCUACAACGGAAUGAUGAAACAGGCCCAAUCACUGAAUCACUUUUGAAUAUCCUCAUUUCCUGGUUUCCCACCACCUCCCAGCAUGCCUUUAGAAGUCAUUGUGAGGUGACCCGCAACAUUUAGCAUGUAAGUGCUCUCGAAUGCACAACAAACCCUCUGAUUUCUGCAUUAAUGUGUAGCAGCAGGCCAUUGUAGUGUUUAACUUGGUUUAGUCUGUACCUUUGUGUCAUGACCAUCUGUUUGACCACUGGAGCAGUAUGUUCAGAUGAUAAAACGGUGCAUUUUCUUCUUUUACUUUUUCUUCUUCUUUGAUUUUUGUUAAUAACCUGGUGCUGAAUAAAUACAUUUGAAAAGGUGCUACCAUUGUAGACUCCAGAGUCUACUUUUUGGCUUUCUGAAAGCAUAGCCUUCCGGUUGACUGAGAGGGCCUGCGCCCCAUAAACUUGCAGUCUCAAAAUGCUCGAGAGCUAGCACCUCAAAUCCACACCGUUUACAGCAGGACUCAACUCUCAAUGGUGCCAUUUUAAUUUUCCGAUCUGCACAAAAAACAACAGUUACUCUACUGUUCAUACAAUGUUUAUUAUACUGGUUUCAGCAUACAGUAUGUUUUUGUUUUACUAUGAUUCAAACUGCACUAGGAUUUUUUUUCUUUCUUUUCUCUGAGAGAAUCAAACUGGUAGAUGACAAAAUGCAUCUUUUUAGCAAAUGCACAGGUGCACAAAUGUACUUCUGCUACUGGAAUUGGGGUUAAAAAAAUAUAUAGAUCGUGAUUGCUGUGUUGUAAAUUCCUGUCAUCUAUAUGUCCUUAAUAUGUGUAUCUAUUUUUGUUGUUAUUGUAGAAUUGGCUGUAAUAUUUUGUUUAAAAAUGGAUUUGAUAUUCCAAUGAAGCGACUAUGGUUGUCAUAUUAAUUGCUGCUGAUUUUUGAAAUUGUUAUCAAAGGUGUUGGGAAAUAUUGCUUUGUUUAUAUUCAAUUCAAUUUCUAGAUUGUGUUAGCUUGUUGGUGUAUUUCACAAAUCUAUCAGGAUACUCCCUAGACUAUAUGAUUUAUCCGGGGUAUUCCAAAAGUUGGCACAAUGUGAGCAAGCAAAUUUGCUACAGUAUGUAGCAUCUUUAUGAAAGUGUACUCAUACAACCAAUGUUGUGACUGAGAACAUAUAAAGAAUGAUUUCUUUGUUGUUGUUAAGUAUAAAAUGUAAGUAAAUUGUUUAAUGGAAUCCCCGUUCUUUAAAAAAGCAAAACUGAUGUCCUAUUUUUGGGAACAAUAUAAAUAUUAUUAAUAACAUAUGGUGCUAAAGUUCUUUUUGUAUGUUUUGGUUUUUAGAUGAAAAGAGAAAUAUUAUGCUGAAAAUGUAAUGUUAAGCCUUACUGUAGAUUCAUAUAUCAGACUGUUCAUCCCAGAAGAGAAAAAUAAAUAUAGUAUUUGAAAGUGCAA
This is a messenger RNA of Micropterus salmoides (largemouth bass), 7966 nucleotides long. RefSeq names its product XK, Kell blood group complex subunit-related family, member 6b (gene xkr6b). The coding region runs from base 408 to 2141 and encodes 577 amino acids. The transcript has 3 exons. Gene Ontology annotation, cellular component: plasma membrane. NCBI's taxonomy places the organism in Eukaryota, Metazoa, Chordata, Actinopteri, Centrarchiformes, Centrarchidae. Gene Ontology annotation, biological process: phosphatidylserine exposure on apoptotic cell surface; apoptotic process involved in development; engulfment of apoptotic cell. The record is from RefSeq and is a predicted model, not a curated record.